CUUGGUAACAUGUAACAUAUAUGCAAUGUAUGUAACUGAUAUGCUGUGUAGCAAGUAGAAUUGUCGUUGAUCAUUAAAAAAAUAGCAAUAAAAUGAGCGAAUUUCUUAAAUCUGCCUUUGAUUAUUUUAAUGCUGGAACUAACGGAGAAAGUGAAAACAGUUUCGUAGGUCAAUCAGUGGAAAUUUCCAAUGUAAAAUUAAAAAUUACAAAGGUUAUUGCAGAAGGAGGAUUUGCUGUGGUUUUUGUUGCCCAGGAUAUUUCUUCAGGGAGAAACUAUGCUUUGAAGCGAUUACUUGCUGCAGAUGAACAAGCUAAACGCAAUAUCGUACAAGAAAUAAACAUUUUAAAAAAGCUGUCUGGACAUCCAAACAUUAUUCAAUACAUGUCUGCUUCUUUUUUGGAUAAGAACCAGACUGAGCAUGGUCAGUCAGAAUUUUUACUAGUAACAGAGCUUUGUUCAGGUGGUUCUUUAGUUGAAAUUUUAAAGAUAAAAAAUGAACCUUUUGAUGCAGAAAAGGUGUGUCAAAUAUUCUACCAGACUUGUCGUGCUGUUUCUCAUAUGCAUUCACAAUCUCCUCCUGUGACACACAGAGAUCUCAAGAUUGAAAAUUUGUUGUUAUCAGAAGAUGGUAAUAUCAAAUUAUGUGACUUUGGAUCUGCUACUAUUGAAACAUUCAGUCCAGAUAUGUCAUGGUCCACUAAUCAAAGGUCAUCUCUGGAAGAAAGUAUGGCCAGUUUUACAACUCCCAUGUAUAGAGCACCAGAAAUGGUAGAUACCUGGAGUAAUUAUUUUGUUGGCCCUCCAGUUGAUGUUUGGGCUUUGGGAUGUAUAUUGUACACAUUAUGUUAUAUGAAGCAUCCAUUUGAGGAUGGAGCAAAACUAAGAAUUAUUAAUGGAAAUUACACCAUACCACCUGAUUCACGAUACACUUGCUUUCACAACAUUAUAAAGGGAUGUUUACAAGUUGAUCCAAAACAGAGGCUCACCAUUCUGGGUGUCUUAGAACAAAUUGCAGCUGUUGCUGAGACAAAAAACUACAACUUAAAAGCACCAAUUAAUAUAAAAAUAAAGCAAAACAUUCAGAAUAAUGUUAAUAAUACAGAAAGAAAUGUUCCCCCUGCAAGACCAGCACCUCCCUCCCCAGCUCAUCAAACAAAUCAACCUCCACGCCCACCACAAGCAGUACCUCAGAGGUCCCUUCAUCAGUCUCCUCAUAGACAACCACCUCCUCAACAAAAACAACAUCAACAACAAUAUCAAAGUGAACCUUCAAAAUCUUAUUCUUCACCUUCAUCGGGUUUGUUUUCUUCCAUAAGAGGAGGUGCGGGAAGUUUCCUGAAAAAUUUAAAGGACACCAGCUCUAAAGUGAUGCAAACUAUGCAACAAUCAAUAGCACGAACAGAUCUGGAUAUUUCUUAUGUUACUUCUAAAAUAUUAGUAAUGCCCUUUCCAUCUGAAGGAAUUGAAUCCACCUAUAGAACAAAUCAUAUUGAAGAUGUAAAGUUAUUCUUGGACUCGAGACAUCCAAACUUUAAGUAUUCAGUGUACAAUUUGUCCAGGCGUACUUAUCAAUCAAAAUUUGGUCAGGCAAGGAUUGUUGAUUGCAGUUUUGCAUACCCUGAACAUUACAAGGCUCCUUUACUUAACUCAUUAUACCAAAUCGUAGAAGAUAUUUACCAGUACAUGGAAGGCGACAGCAGAAAUGUUGUAGUAGUUCAUUGCAUGGAUGGCAAAGCGACUUCGGCAACAGUCGUAUGCGCUCUUUUGUUGUAUGCUGGCCUAUUCGAAAUACCAGAAGAUUCUCUUCAACUUUUCGCCGUCAAGCGAACGCCCCCUAAUAUGGGUCCUUCUCAACUUCGAUAUUUGUACUAUUUAUCGGACAUUAUAAAAAAUCCUCCACUUUACCCUCAUUCUAAACCGAUUACAAUAGUUUCUCUAGUUAUGCAACCAAUUCCCCUUUUUACUAAAGUGAGGGAUGGUUGCCGACCGUAUGUAGAAAUAUAUAGUGAAAAUAGAUGUAUUUUAUCUACAUUAGAAGAAUAUGAAAGAAUGCGUCUCUAUAAUUAUACUGAAGGAAAGUGUCUAAUACCGUUAAGUGCUAACGUAUGCGGAGAUGUCUGCAUUGCCGUCUAUCACGCAAGGAACGUAUUAGGGGGAGUCAUGAGUCAGGGUAAAGCUACGGGUAUAAAAAUAUGUAAAAUUCAAUUCCAUACAGGGUUCAUUUCUGAAGAGGAGACCUGCAUUCGUUUUCCAAAGAAUGAAUUAGAUAGUUUAGCUGAGGGAAACGAUCAUUAUCAAGAUGGAUUCACAAUCAUUUUGAACGUAUUUGUAUCAGAUACAGAAAGAAAACCAAGUCAACCACCACCUUGGAUAAAAGAUAACACCACUCGUUCUCCCGAUGUUCUUUUUAGUUCGCAGCUAGAAAAAGACGAAAUUGUUGAUAAUUUCGUAAGUAAGCAAACAAGGCCUUCAAAACCUGCUCCAAAACCGCAAAGACCAGCGCCUCCGUCACCAAAGCCUGCCCACGUUGUUCAAGAAGAAGUUAAAGAAACAAGCGAUUCAUAUUUUGAACCUGUUUUAUCUUCAAAAGAGCCUAAACCUUCCCAGACUUUGGAAGAGGCUGUUGAUUUUCUUAACUUAAAUGUCGAUGUCACUGCAACAAAUACAGCAACUUCUACAUCAGCAAGCACUAAUUUCGAUCUUCUAAGUGAUUUAGCAAGUAAUAGUGACUCUUUUCAAACUUACGCCGCCCCUUCUAAUGAUGAUGCAAACGAUAAAAAAAGUGUUACUGAUUUUUUCGAUCCGUUUGGGAAUUUGGAAGGGGUAGGUAAUGAACCGACUCUUUUGGGCAAUUGGAGUGGUACUACUAACGUCCAGCCAACUUUCACCCCACCUAUAAAUACUUCACAAACUUCCGAAACGCAGCCAAAACCCAAGGACUUAUUUGCUGAUUUUGCAAAUUUGGGAACUUUGAAUAGUCAAUGGGCUACCCAACAACAAACAUCAACAAAUGGGUCUCAUUCACCGUUUCGUGCUCCUCCUACUACUCCACAGCAUAUGCCUUCCACUUCUCCCCAACACGGUUCGUCUAUGUUUAUGAAUAUGGGUUCUACAUCAACUGAUAUGGGUAAUUCCCCAAAAGUAUCACCAAAUCUAACUCCUCAACAUCAAGCUAAAUCGCCUGCUGAUUUACGACCUGAUUAUAAUAGAGCUCACUUUGAUAAUGCUUUUGGUAAAAAGGAACCACCUGUGGCGGCCAAUUCAAAAGUGAAAUCGGCAGAUGUUUUCGAAGAUUUGUUAGGUUCGCAAGGGUUUCAGUUCACAAGUAAAAAGGACAAUUCCCCUAGAACUAUUAAUGAAAUGAGAAAAGAAGAAUUAGCAAAAGAUAUGGAUCCUGAGAAAUUAAAAAUUUUGGAGUGGGUUGAAGGGAAGAAGGGUAACAUUCGUGCUCUACUUUGCUCAGUCCACACCGUUCUAUGGGAUGGCGCAAAAUGGCACAAAUGUGAAAUGCACCAACUUGUGACUGCGGCAGAUGUUAAAAAGGCCUACCGUAAGGCAUGCUUGGCGGUACAUCCUGACAAGCAAGCUGGAACAGAAAACGAGAAUAUUGCAAAAUUAGUUUUUAUGGAACUUAAUAACGCAUGGACCGACUUCGAAAAUGAUGCAUCACAGCAAAACAUGUUUGCUAGUUAAACUGAAUAUACAUUACAAGUAUUAACUCUUUGCCGUAAAAAAAUGCAUUCCAGUAGUAAAAGCAUCUGCAUUGGCGUUAAUCUGUCUUUAGAGAUAGACCCCAAACACGAUUAAAUUAUUUAAAAAUGUAUUUAAUGCUGUAUGU
Agrilus planipennis (emerald ash borer) is the source of this 3840-nucleotide messenger RNA. Its product is annotated as cyclin-G-associated kinase. Lineage: Eukaryota; Metazoa; Arthropoda; Insecta; Coleoptera; Buprestidae. The record is from RefSeq and is a predicted model, not a curated record. Bases 93 to 3695 code for a protein of 1200 amino acids. The transcript has 17 exons. Gene Ontology annotation, cellular component: cytoplasm. Gene Ontology annotation, molecular function: ATP binding; AP-2 adaptor complex binding; protein serine/threonine kinase activity. Gene Ontology annotation, biological process: positive regulation of Notch signaling pathway; protein phosphorylation; regulation of clathrin-dependent endocytosis.